AGCUGGCCGACAACCUGGACAAGCUGAGCGCGGCCGCCACCAAGCUGCACGAGGACAUGGCUCCCUACUACAAGGAGGUGCGGGAGAUGUGGCUGAAGGACACGGAGGCCCUGCGCAAGGAGCUGAGCAAGGACCUGGAUGAGGUGAAGGAGAAGAUCCGGCCCUUCCUGGAACAGUUCUCGCAGAAGUGGACGGAGGAGCUGGAGCAGUACCGCGAGCGCCUGGCGCCCGUGGCCCAGGAGCUCAAGGAGCUCACCAAGCAGAAGGUGGAGCUGAUGCAGGAGAAGCUGACGCCGGUGGCUGAGGAGGCGCGGGACCGCCUGCGCGGGCACGUGGAGGAGCUGCGCAAGAACCUGGCGCCCUACAGCGAGGAGCUGCGGCAGAAGCUCAGCCAGAAGCUGGAGGAGAUCCGGGAGAAGGGCAUCCCCCAGGCUGCCGAGUACCAGGCCAAGGUGAUAGAGCAGCUCAGCAGCUUCCGCGAGAAGAUGACGCCCCUGGUGCAGGACUUCAAGGAGCAGCUCACGCCCUACGCCGAGAGCCUCAAGGCUCGCUUCAUCAGCUUCCUGGACGAGCUCCAGAAGAAGAUGGGCUUCUGGGAGUACCUCAGCCAGCUGACGAGCGACAAGGAGAGCCCGGAGCACGGCCAGGGCACCAAGCCGGGCCGGGACAACACAAACCUCAAGGAAAGUAUUCAGGAUGGAGUCAACUACAUGGGAAACUUCCUGGAGAAACUGGUGCCGCUCAACAGGGGCCUCCAGCCCCGGCUCUACCAGGACUCCGACGGCCUGCGCAAACUCAUCAGGAAGGAGCUGGAAAGCCUGAGGGUGAAGCUGUCCCCUUAUGUGGACGAAGUGCACCACAAAGUGGGCAAGCACUUGGAGGACCUGCGCUUCCAGCUCCAGCCGUUCACCGAGGAGCUCCUGGACCACGUGUCCCUGAAGGCGCGCGAGCUUCAGCACCACCUCCUCCCCAGCCGAGACAUGACGGCUCAGCUCCUGGAGGGCGUGGACGAAGUUCAGAGGUUCAUGGCUCACUAUGCCGACAAAAUAGCCUUUCACACCGACCAGGUGAAGGACAUCUUCCACCCGUACGUUGACAGGCUGCUCACCGAGAUCCACCGUAACGUGGAGGAGCUGCACAGAAACGUCGUCCCUCACACGCAGGCCAGCCCGGAGAAACUCAACCAGUAUAUCCAGGAGCUCUCCACGAAGCUCACCCAGAACGCUGGAGACCUCCACCAGAAGAUCCAGAGGAACCUGGAGCAGCUCAAGCUGAAGCUAAGCCUUUACCCCGGCAGCCUCCGGGACGGGCCUGCAAACGGCACGCUCCUGGGUGAGGUGUGUGGCUGA
Messenger RNA from Struthio camelus australis, 1349 nucleotides. NCBI's taxonomy places the organism in Eukaryota, Metazoa, Chordata, Aves, Struthioniformes, Struthionidae. The record is from RefSeq and is a predicted model, not a curated record.